ACAAAUAUACUAUUCUGGAGUGACAAAGUAAGCAUUGAGUACAUCAGACCUCAUGCAUCCACUUUUCAUGACCCCCCCUGAACACAUUUUCACUCUACCACAUAUGUGGCCAUGCGAAACCACGCCUCUUCAGUUACUCAAGUAUCAACAUGGCGACGUGCGGAAAGAUGGGACGAAGCGGAAGAAAUAUGUUUGCUCUUUCCCUGGUUAUUUGCCUCCAACUGUUCGCCAGCGGCUGCCUGUCAGCUCCAGUAAAUAACGGUACUGAAGUAACAAUCCAAGGGAAACCGGGGGAAAACGCAUCUCAGAAUCUUAAUUUGACCAUUGUGAACGAGAAGCCAGGUGGCGCAGAGCCUCCGCCAUCUCAACAGGUUUCAACGAAGGAUCCUUCCACAACUGCUGGCAAUAUCUCCGCAUCAACAGAGGAAGAUGCUCCUGAAGACAACCACACAAUAGCCAUUACACCGAAAAUGUCUAACAUGCAUAAGAAAACGAAUCCAGUCACCAUCAUUGGCAGCUCUGAUAAUACACAGCAGAAAACAAAUGUUAGCAAUGGGGACACAAGAACAGAUGUGGCUGGAGAGAAACCAGACAAAAAGAAUACAACAGGUGGACUUGCUUCCGAAACCACCCCAGCUUCUAGUCCAGAAGUUCCCAGCACUUCUGCCCUAGCCCCUGAACCUGUCACGGAAGAGGUAGAAACACCAGCCGCCAUCUCCAAACCCGCCAACACCCUGAACUCGUUCACACUGCAGGACACUGAGGCAGACCUGCUGCAGCCCACUGACAAAUUACCAGCACCUCAUAUGGAUCCGGAUGGUUACCCAGAUGAAGACAACGAUGACGACACUGUCUACAGUAACAACGAAGGAUAUGAAGAUGAUGUCAAAGACAGGACUGUGAGCAGGCUGCAGCCAGACGGUAUGGAGGUGACCCGUUACAAGGGAGCAGACAGCUACAACACAGAGGAUGAGGACUCUCACUUCUUCUUUCAUCUGGUCAUUCUGGCUUUCCUGGUGGCAAUCGUUUACAUCACCUAUCACAACAAGAGGAAGAUCUUCCUCCUGGCUCAGAGUCGGCGCUGGAAGGACGGUCUGUGUUCCCGCAACACCGUGGAGUAUCACCGCCUGGACCAAAACGUCAACGAGGCCAUGCCCUCCCUCAAGAUGACCCGAGACUACAUUUUCUGAUCCACGUUCAGAAGAACAAUAUGUCCAGUCCUGCACAAAGCCAGUUGGCCUUCCUGCCUGGUCAGUCACAUUGUUGAGAUCUGUGCUUUGUCAUGGAGCCUGAUUAAUGCUUUCUCUUGCUUUACAGGCCAACUGGAGAACAUUCUGUCUUUGGGAUUGAAUUUUGUUUAUUCAGGACUUUUCUGUUGUCUGCAUAGAGAGAUUUGUUAUGUUAUUCUUAUUUGUUGUAUUAGUUUAAUGUUAUUUGUCCUGUUUUCCCGCAAUUAAUGACUUAAUAGGAUUUCAUAUUUUGAUUUAUUAGGAUCUUAAAUUUGUCUUUUUUGGGAGUGUUUUUAGCCUUAUGGUCCCUCUACACCAGUUUCCCCUCUUGCAUAUUGUCUUAAUGUUAAAUACUCACUUUAAGGAUAGGACGAAUUUAGGUGAUAAUAUAUAAUGCUUAAUUAUAACAGUUGAUUAUUUACCCCAAGAUUAUUGAUGGAUUUCUCUCAGCAGUUAGCCAAUAUAUGAAUCGACACACAAUGCAUUUGUUGUGCUUGUGUCACGCAUACUUUUGUAUUGUAAAGGUGUAUGUAUGCAAACAAAGCAGCAAUCUAGGAGAAGUUAUUUAAAUGCAGUCAUUCACAAAAAAAACUGGCCAUUGCUCAUGUUAGAAUGCUGUAAACUAUUAUAAAAAAUGACAUAUUGAGAAAAUUGAUUACAAUUUACAAAGUCAAAAUAUUCCUUAGUAUUUGAUAAAAAAUGAAUUUGAUGUGAUUUUCUUUAUCUAACAAAGAUAUCACAUUUUCACUGAAAUUUAAAACCAAAACUGUGCAAACUGAUUUUACAUUAUAUAAGAGAUGUAAAAUCCCUGUUACAUGUUGGGAAAUGAAGCUGCACAUUAAGUCAAGGAGGGGGACUACUCUUCAGGUGAGGGGUCUGUCCACGUGUUUAAGCCAUUUAAAUGAAGACAGGUACUGAAUAUUGUUCAGGUUAGAAUGUACUUACGUAAUGUAUGGGAGAAGAGUUUUUCCUUGUUUGUCAUUUUACUUACGUACUCUACGGUACCUGUUCUACUGCCCAGAUUUUGCUAUGCAGAAAAUCCCGGGGCUGGCCCUCUUUGUUUUAUGACUUCGGUGAAGUCUCUAGCAAUCAUUUCUGGUCUUCAUUUUGGCAAAAUACAACUUGCACAUGACUUUUCAUUUGUAGUUGCCUCCUGUCAGAGUACAGUGUGGUGGACUGGUAUCUCUGUUCAUCAUCAGAAUUACUGUCUGCUCUGUGUGGACUGAUGGUAACUUUUAUACCAUUCAUUACCAGAAGACUGUGUGCAGUUACAGUCCAAACCGUGGACCGUGUGAGCAAAAACCACAAAA
Etheostoma spectabile (orangethroat darter) is the source of this 2539-nucleotide messenger RNA. It is a transcript of the gene c13h5orf15, whose product is annotated as chromosome 13 C5orf15 homolog. The transcript is spliced from 3 exons. The record is from RefSeq and is a predicted model, not a curated record. Lineage: Eukaryota; Metazoa; Chordata; Actinopteri; Perciformes; Percidae. The coding region runs from base 150 to 1190 and encodes 346 amino acids.